This is a messenger RNA of Phymastichus coffea, 2171 nucleotides long. RefSeq lists its product as uncharacterized. NCBI's taxonomy places the organism in Eukaryota, Metazoa, Arthropoda, Insecta, Hymenoptera, Eulophidae. The transcript is spliced from 10 exons. The coding region runs from base 181 to 1617 and encodes 478 amino acids. The record is from RefSeq and is a predicted model, not a curated record.
UGCAAUCUGUCGUGUAUUAUUAAAAGAUCUAGAAUGAUCUAUUUUUUGUGGUUUGUUGUACAUUUAUGAUAAUCACUUUUAGGAUGUUGAUUGUUUUAAUGUCAUUAAUAGUCGUUUUGGAUUUUAAUUAGUGCCGUGAUGGUGACUGUAUAAUACGAAAUUACAGUUUUGAGUAACAAGAUGGUAGACGUAACAGCGGCGCCUUCCAGUGCUGAAAGCAGUAGUUUCAUGGGUCGCACAAAAGGCGCCUUGCGUUCGAUGCGAUCAGUUUUAGGAGGUGGAGGUGAAUAUCUUCAAGGACUGAGCAGCAGGAUCGGUACGGCUCUCAGUAGCAGUAUCGAAGAAAGUGAUCCGACUUCGCCCUCGACGCAGACUUCGCAAACGCAACCAGCUAAAGCAUCUAUCAACAAUAUAACGCCUAUAGCCAACGAUAAAGUAGACGCCAGGCGGAAACUCCGAUUUCCAAGGUUCGGUAAUGGAACUAUGUACGAGGAUUAUGACGCGAUGAUUAGACGAAAAUUUGAUCAACAAGAAAUGGCUCGAUGCUCUCGCAUUAGCAGAAAAUAUCCAGGUAUGACAUAUGAAGAGAUAGUCUCAUCAAGAUCAGCCUCGUUUAAGAAGUCUGAACCAAAAAAGAUUGAAGAAAUCACAAGUCUUGACAAAGAGAGCGAUGGAAACACUAAACCCGUUAAUGAAAGGCAGUUUGAAACUAUUGAGCUCGAUCCCUUUGAUAGACUCUACAAUUCUCAAGUAGCAAGGGCUCCGAACCGUUAUCAGUCCGUGGUUUUUCGUUUAGAUAUGCCAUCGAGUAGUGGUUCAACUAGUGAUGCAGAUUAUGGGCCGAGUAUCAGCUUAGACUCAGCAAAAGAAUGGCAGAGAUCUGGGUCAUCCGGAUCAAUUCAAUCUUGGGCUUCUAGUUUAUCAGCAGAUAGCCAAUCAGAGGAAGCGGCUGUAGAUUUUAUGAAAAUGUUUGUGCCUAUGCUAUUUGAAUCUCCUAGUAAAAUCAAUCAAGAACAAAAAGCCACGUUCGGUCAAAUGGUCCUUACUGAACCGGGAAGAAUAUGGUUUACAAGAGUUGUAAACACAAGGAGAGCUCGUCCUUGUGUUACAGAAGAAUCAUUUUAUUCACUUGCACAACACUUUGCUUUGGCACUUUUUGAAUGUCAUGAAGCAGAUGAUUUUGCCCCAGCAAAAAGUCUUAUGAAUAUGUGCUUUACUUUUUAUCAUGAAGUUGAAGUGCCCGGUGUUGAACCAUAUCGUGAGUACUUGUAUACGAAUUUACGAGUUCAACCAAUAUGGACGUCAAUGCGUUUUUGGACUGCAGCUUUUUUCGAUGCGGUACAAUGUGAACGAGCUGCCAAAUUAGUGCCUCUACGACCUAAACAGACAGAUAAAGAAAUCACUGCAUCUGAAGACAAGAGAUUUCAUGCAAACAUUGUGUUCGGUCAAUUAGGGACAUUUACAUGCAAUAUGCAUGCUUUUGGAUUACCUAGGAAUCUCUGCCUUGAAUUUUUGAAGAAACAAUGCCUCAUUGCUAAUUUAACUCCAGAUCAAGAACAAAUGCUGAGAGACAAUAUUCAAAGAAUGUAUGAUGAAACAGAACCAUGGCGAUCAUAAGAUUUUAUAGGCUCAGGACGAUUUUGAAACAAUCAAUUGGGCGGACUCCAGAAAAUAAGAAAAUUGAAAAAGCAGUAUGCUUUGAUGCUAUUAUGCAGCUUUCAAUUCAAUAAAAACAAGAAACCAAAAUUAAAUAAGGUUAAUUACACUGUAUUGGAGGAAUUAAUAUUUAAUACUAUACUAAAAUAUUAAAUCUUGAAAGCUUUAAUUUGUAAUUACGAUUAAUUAGACAAUGAAGCCAUUGGUAUACGUAAAACUUCAGUAAAUUUAUUUAAUUAUAUAAUUUUAUAAUAUACAGAAUCCGUUGAAUAUUAUUGUAAUAUCGAUCUUUCGAAGCAAACUAUAUGAGAUCUCUAAGGGAAUUAUUAAUAUUUGUAAUUACAAAAAUGUUAACAAUCUUAAAAUUUACUUAGUGACUUAUCGCAUAUAAUUUUUAGGUUUAUUAGUUAAUAAUUAUGUAUAUUCUAUUAUUUUCAAAGAUUCUUACCUUAUUACCAAGAAUUCAAAACGUAUAACAAGUUAUUAAAAGUAUUCUUCUAGAAUUUCAACUUAUU